Messenger RNA from Spodoptera littoralis (African cotton leafworm), 1197 nucleotides. The record is from the annotation of a GenBank genome assembly. NCBI's taxonomy places the organism in Eukaryota, Metazoa, Arthropoda, Insecta, Lepidoptera, Noctuidae.
AUGGAAGUUAAACUUUUGACGUUCGUGAUUUUGUGUGCUUACGGUGUGUUAGCGUCCGAAUAUAAUUGUGGCAAGAGAUCCGCUCUGCUGCUGCUCAAGCGACCAGCCUACGAGUUCUCAAUGAGAAUGUUACAGCGGGUUACCGAGGAGACAGAUGCUCACUUUGUGUACUCACCCGUCUCCACCUGGCUGCAGCUCUCGGCGCUGGCUGAGGGCGCCGAUGGCCGCACACUCAACGAGAUUUGGCGAUUAACCCGACAUCACAAGAACAGAUGCUUCAAAAGGCAGCUGAGCGGGAUUUUAAACCGUCUCAACUUUGACUUACGUUUUGAAAUGAAAAGGAAGAGUGUGAUUGCAAUAGACAAAUUGAUGGCCGUCAAGAAAAAAUACAUUCGGGACAUAGCGAAGCUGUACGGAAUCAAAGUGUUGCUGCUAGCCUUCAACGAACCUGAGAAGUCAGCGCAGGAAGUGAACCACGUGAUUGAAGACGGCACCAACGGAGUGAUCAACCGUAUACUGUACCAUGAUGACUUUAACGACACAGUGCUACUCAUGAGUGAUGCUAGUUAUUUUAGAAGUGACUGGAAGUCUCCGUUUACUAGUGUCGGGAAACAGCCGUUUUAUUCGCGUAAAGGAGAUAAAAUCGGUGAAGUGAGUAUGAUAAAUCAAGUAGGACAAUUCAAUGUAAUAGAUUUCCCUCACAUAGGUGCUACAGUGUUAGAAAUACCGUGCGCCAGUCGCAGGAUAUCAAUGUUAGUGUUUUUGCCGCAAAAAAAACUAUGGGUUAGCGACAUAUUCUACAGUCUACAGACGACCAGGCUGACCUCCAUAUUUAACAUGUACAAGAGACAAGGGCCCCAGUUAGUAAAUGUCACUAUACCUAGGUUCAAGCAGCGCUCUGAAAUUGAGAACUUACCCGAACUCGUGUACGACAUGGGUAUCAGGAGGAUAUUCGACCCUAACGCAGCUGAGUUUAAGGGAAUCAGUAAAUAUAGGUUGUACGCGUCUCUGAUGACACAGAUAACUGACAUAGAAGUUAAUGAGAAGGGUGUGACGGCGACUGCUAACUCACUAGUCAGGAAUAAUGGCUCGGCUGUAGAAUUCUUAGCUAAUAAACCCUUCGCGUAUGUGAUAGUAGACAAAGUGACAGAUUUCAUUCUAUACGCUGGUAUGUACUCGUCGCCUUCUGUGAUUUGA